Messenger RNA from Hymenoscyphus albidus, 516 nucleotides. Lineage: Eukaryota; Fungi; Ascomycota; Leotiomycetes; Helotiales; Helotiaceae. The record is from the annotation of a GenBank genome assembly.
GAUCUCUUUACUUUUAUUUCAACCUCUACAUAAAAGUCCCUUGCGAGAAUCGGGUAACCCACGACACGUACCACGACACCAAAUUGCCUCCAUCAUGCAAAUCGCCGCUAUCCUCACAACCAUGAGCUACCUCGCCACGAGCGUAGUAGCAAUACAAUGGUGGUUCGAGGAGGACGGGACCGCUUAUCCAGAUGGUGGAACGAUUUCGCAGGGCAAGCAAUGUACCGGAUGGGUGUUUUGUGUAAAUAGUACCCUUUCUAGCCCACACGCAACUUUAAAUACUACCCUGUUUCUGUUUCCAAAAAACAAUUCAAAUACUGAUGAGUAAUAUAACCAUAGGGUGAUUACAUCCCGUCCGCCCUAGGCAGCCACGGCCUCGUAAUCCCACGCGACGGAUGUGAACAAUUCAAUGUUUUCAAAAACGGAGCCUAUGACAUCGUACGCUGUAAUGCUCGGUACACGGGAGAUAAAGGUGUAAGUGUCCAUCUGACCUCUGAUGCCGAUCUACUUUGCUAA